AGUCUUUGGAGUUGAGUCACAGACAGGCCAGCGCGGUUCAAGUCGCUCCUUUUUCUCAUCCUCGGAGGCAGGGAGCGCGGUCGAGAGAUGCUGCCUUUGGGAGCCGUCCUGGUGGGGCUUUUCCCCUUCCUGUGCAGGAUAGCCUCGGGAGAGCCGGUUCCAGCUUCCGUGUGCCCAGGAGGCCAGUCUUGGAGCCCGGACCUGGAGAAAUGCAUGGACUGCUCUGUCUGCCAGCGUCAAAACAAGAAUGACUUUUGCACCACAUGCGGAGACCCUCAACUCCCAGACAACUUCAAUAUGUGGCUUCUGGUGGGAGCUUCUCUGGGCGCCUUAACUCUGGCGGUUUUGAUAGGCGGCAUCAUAAUCUACGCCCGCUGCCGACGGCGGGAGAAAUUCACCACACCAAUUGAAGAGACUGGAGGCCAUUCAGCUCAGGAAUCGCUGAUACACUGAAGAUCAUCUUGGUCGACGUUUCAAACGCAAGAGAAGAGAUAAAUCCAGCCUCUUCAUUUUCUCUGACUUUUCCUGAAGAAUCCGAAAAGGACGUUUUCCUUCGGCCCUUUGGGGCCUCACACUUUUGCACACAUGCCAACUCACACUUGGGAGGGGGGGCAACAUGGUGUGUGGGGAGGCCUUCCGCCUUCUUAACCUUCUGUACAUUUUGGGAAAGGAAAAGAAAAGUAUUUGGUUUUCCCCUUUGGGACGGCACUUCCGUCUCCCUCUAAAUUUUUCAGUGUUAGGGGAGGAGCAAAAGGGGGGGGGAAUGCCUCUAUUUUUCCCUCCGGUGCCCCACGAUCUUAAUGCCCCAUAUUGGGGAGAUGAAAUUUCAUGCUGGGGAGUCAGCUGCAGAGAGAGCUUUUCAGCUGCCAAGUCUUCCCAGCUGGGUCACUUUUUGCUAGGAAGGUCACGGCAUCAACUGUGCCGUUUCCCGCUGUGGAGCAUUUUAGGGCUAACAAUGAAUGUGAUUCUUAGAUUAUUAUCUGUAUAUAGAGAAGUCUUAUUUGGGUGCUAAGGCUCUCCAGGAGAGCAGCAGGGACUGUCUUUUCAACCGAGCCUCUUGCGUGGCGGCUGGGCCACGACGCAAGGAGCCACAAGACCCCCCACGACCCUCAGUUCUUCCCGUUUCUCCUCUGUCCUUGGUGCUCGAGCAGAGAGAGACUGCUAUUUAUAUCUCGUUAAUGUUUAAUUUUAUGGGUGUGAUUUUCAGGCACGGGGAGGGGGGGUGGGAACAGCGUGUCAUUUCAUGAACCAGAGUUUGUGGAUUUAAAUAAAAAUUAGAAUUAAUUAUCGAUGAAACAA
Molecule: messenger RNA, 1299 nt
Organism: Zootoca vivipara (common lizard)
Lineage: Eukaryota; Metazoa; Chordata; Lepidosauria; Squamata; Lacertidae
Gene: TNFRSF12A
Product: TNF receptor superfamily member 12A
Biological process (GO): positive regulation of extrinsic apoptotic signaling pathway
Cellular component (GO): plasma membrane
Molecular function (GO): protein binding
Source: RefSeq, a predicted model, not a curated record